Macrosiphum euphorbiae (potato aphid) is the source of this 1170-nucleotide messenger RNA. The record is from the annotation of a GenBank genome assembly. NCBI's taxonomy places the organism in Eukaryota, Metazoa, Arthropoda, Insecta, Hemiptera, Aphididae.
AUGAACUCCACGGACGAUGAAUAUUGGAAUGAAAAAAGUUUUGAUGGAUUUAGCUUUGAAGAUGAGGAAAAGGAAUUUAAUUUAAUUCAGAAAAUUCCACCCGAAAGUGAAGGUUUACAAAUUGGAUCAACAAAAGCUAAAUUAAAAAAUGUUGAAUCAUUGGAUACACUACUUUCAAAAGAAAUUUUAGAUAAAAUAUUUAUAAAGCAAGAUUCAAAGUCAAAUAAAAUAAAUUCAACUCAAAAAAAAUUGAAAGAUGUCAAGUAUACUAUAGAAAAUAUUGUUAUGUCUCAUACAUAUACACUAGAACCAUAUCACAGCUUAGAAGAAAAAAUAAUGUUGUUAAAAGAAGCUUUGGAUACAGAAGAUGGAAAUGCAAUACUAACUGUUGUUAUAUUUUUAACAAACACUUUGAAGAAAGGUAUUUUCCAGCGUAUAUUACGUGAUAAUCCUAUUGCUGCUUCUCAUUAUGUUCAAUAUUUGUACUCUAAACAAUAUAUUGAAGAAUUAGUCGACACUUUAGAAAUGUUGGGACGAACAAAAGAUGCAAUGAUGAUGUUAUUCAAAUUUGGAUGUCGAAAUCCACAAAACUGUUUGCAAAGAUUCAAUGUAUGUGCCAAUCUAUCAGACGAACAAUAUGAUAAGCAAAUUAUAUCACAGCUUAUUAAUUUAGUUGGUAAAAGUGGACAAUUUGUGUCAGUUGUAUCGUUAGUAACUGACAAAUGUAAGGAGCAACAAAAUGUACAAUCAUGUCGUAUGGUGGCUAAUGAAUUUAAUCUGAGUCCUAAACAGUUGGAAGCUACAUUGUUGAUGACUUUUUGUCAACUACAAAAUUGGAUUCUUGUGGAUGACAUGUUGUUAAACAAAAAUUGGCUUGGAAAGGAUAAAUUGGCUUUAUCAUUACCUAUUGGUGAAACUGUUAAACUAUUACACAAUAAUGGUGCUCCGUCAUCUUCAUUAACCCGUUAUAUAAAAAUGAUUAAAGAUUCAGAUGAACGUUUAGAAUUGGCUAAGAAAUUCAAUUGUCACCAUAUAAUAAUUGAUGAUUUCGCAUUCAAAAAAGAUCGCAGGGGAUUAUUAGUAUACAAGACGACAUUACAAAAGCAGUCUGAAAGCUAUUAUUAUGCCGAUGUAAUUUUAAAGAGUCCAUAUAUGAAGUGGAAAAAUUAA